GAAAGCAGAAGGAUUUGAAAAUCAAAAAAUUGAAGGAGAAGCGGGAAAACAAAUAAUCUCUCCCUCCGCCUUUUUUUUUUCCAAAUAAUCAAUCUCUCAUUUCAUUUGUUAACCCAAGUUUUCGAUAAAAUUAUUUCAAGGGGAUUUAUUUAUCUUUUAUUCCUCCGGCGGCAGUAAGUAGUAAUCAAUGGCGAGAACCAAACAUUUCGCUUCCAGGGCACGAGAUCGCAAUCGAACUAAUGCGACUGCUUCAUCUUCGGCGGCGGCGGCGGCGGAAGGUCCGAGUGCGACCCCGACGAGAAGAGAAGGCAGCCAAGAUGAAGGUGGUGAAGCUCAACAGAGUGCAGCAACUCCUACUACAACUCCACCAGCCGGUAGAAAAAAAGGAGGGACUAAGCGAACUAAACAAGCUAUGCCUAAAAGUUCCAACAAGAAGAAGACAUUCCGUUACAAGCCUGGAACCGUUGCCCUCAGAGAGAUUCGCCAUUUCCAGAAGACCACCAAACUUCUUAUCCCUGCCGCUAGUUUCAUCCGACAAGUGAGAAGUGUCACCCAGAUCUUUGCCCCUCCCGAUGUUACCCGUUGGACUGCUGAAGCUCUUAUGGCUAUUCAAGAGGCGGCUGAAGAUUUUUUAAUUGGCUUGUUCUCUGAUGCUAUGCUUUGCGCUAUCCAUGCAAGGCGUGUUACUCUAAUGAGAAAAGAUUUUGAGCUUGCACGCCGUCUUGGAGGAAAAGGCAGACCAUUGUGAUCGUUUCGCAGGUUGUAUAACUUUGUUCACUCCUUAUGUCUUGUCAUUUGUUAUCUGACUGACACUUUCUUUUGAAACAUAACUGCUUGAUUCAAUAUCUAGGCUGUAAAACUUAUCCCUCCUUGUUUACUAUCUUAUAUGCUUUUCCUUGGAAUUGAUAGUUUCCAUUGA
This is a messenger RNA of Brassica oleracea var. oleracea, 919 nucleotides long. Its product is annotated as histone H3-like centromeric protein HTR12. Gene Ontology annotation, molecular function: protein heterodimerization activity; DNA binding; structural constituent of chromatin. Gene Ontology annotation, cellular component: nucleosome. Lineage: Eukaryota; Viridiplantae; Streptophyta; Magnoliopsida; Brassicales; Brassicaceae. The coding region runs from base 188 to 748 and encodes 186 amino acids. The record is from RefSeq and is a predicted model, not a curated record. The transcript is spliced from 9 exons.